Fragaria vesca subsp. vesca is the source of this 1758-nucleotide messenger RNA. RefSeq names its product elongation factor 1-alpha 1-like. NCBI's taxonomy places the organism in Eukaryota, Viridiplantae, Streptophyta, Magnoliopsida, Rosales, Rosaceae. The record is from RefSeq and is a predicted model, not a curated record. Bases 99 to 1442 code for a protein of 447 amino acids. Gene Ontology annotation, biological process: translational elongation; translation. Gene Ontology annotation, molecular function: GTP binding; translation elongation factor activity; GTPase activity. The transcript has 3 exons.
GCCUUCCUCUCUAUCUCAUUCUGUCUCGCUCUUUCCUCUCUCAAGUCGGCGAGAGAGAACCAACCCCCUCCUAGCUUCGCAGAUUUAGCUAAUUCAUCAUGGGUAAGGAAAAGUUUCACAUCAACAUUGUGGUCAUUGGCCACGUUGACUCUGGAAAGUCGACCACCACUGGUCACUUGAUCUACAAGCUUGGUGGUAUUGACAAGCGUGUGAUUGAGAGAUUCGAGAAGGAGGCUGCUGAGAUGAACAAAAGGUCAUUCAAGUAUGCCUGGGUGUUGGACAAGCUCAAGGCUGAGCGUGAGCGUGGUAUUACCAUUGAUAUUGCCUUGUGGAAGUUUGAGACCACCAAGUACUACUGCACCGUCAUUGAUGCUCCUGGACAUCGUGAUUUCAUCAAGAACAUGAUUACUGGAACCUCUCAGGCUGAUUGUGCCGUCCUCAUUAUUGACUCCACCACUGGAGGUUUUGAGGCUGGUAUCUCCAAGGAUGGGCAGACCCGUGAGCACGCACUGCUUGCCUUCACUCUCGGUGUCAGGCAGAUGAUUUGCUGCUGUAACAAGAUGGAUGCCACCACUCCCAAGUACUCAAAGGCAAGGUACGAUGAAAUUGUGAAGGAAGUCUCUUCCUACCUGAAGAAGGUUGGAUACAACCCAGACAAAAUUGCCUUUGUCCCCAUCUCUGGAUUUGAGGGUGACAACAUGAUUGAGAGGUCCACCAACCUUGACUGGUACAAGGGUCCUACCCUCCUUGAGGCUCUUGACCAGAUCAACGAGCCAAAGAGGCCCUCAGACAAGCCCCUCCGUCUACCACUUCAGGAUGUAUACAAGAUCGGUGGUAUUGGAACUGUGCCAGUGGGACGUGUGGAGACUGGUAUCAUCAAGCCUGGUAUGGUUGUGACUUUUGGUCCUACUGGUCUAACCACUGAGGUUAAGUCUGUGGAGAUGCACCAUGAGGCUCUCCUUGAGGCUCUUCCUGGUGACAAUGUUGGGUUCAAUGUCAAGAAUGUCGCUGUCAAGGAUCUCAAGCGUGGUUUUGUUGCAUCCAACUCCAAGGAUGACCCUGCCAAGGAAGCUGCUAACUUCACCUCACAGGUCAUCAUCAUGAACCACCCUGGUCAGAUUGGAAAUGGAUAUGCUCCAGUUCUUGACUGCCACACCUCCCACAUUGCUGUUAAGUUUGGUGAGAUUUUGACCAAGAUCGACAGACGAUCUGGUAAGGAAAUUGAGAAGGAGCCCAAGUUCUUGAAGAAUGGUGAUUCUGGUAUGGUUAAGAUGCUUCCCACCAAGCCCAUGGUUGUUGAGACCUUCUCUGAGUACCCACCUCUUGGUCGUUUUGCUGUGAGGGACAUGCGUCAGACUGUUGCUGUUGGAGUCAUCAAGAAUGUUGAGAAGAAGGAUCCAUCUGGUGCCAAGGUGACCAAGUCUGCAGCCAAGAAGAAGUGAGAUGUGCCUAUGCAAUCAGUCCUACUUUUAGCUAGCCUAGUUUUGCUGAACUUUCAAUUUCAAUAUUUGUGUUAUUCUGAAGUUUUGUGGACACAUAUGAAACCUUUGCUUCACAGUCCUCUAGCCUUGGUUGGAGGAGCUGAGCACCUAGAUGUAUUUCUGGGUGCUUGGCGAGCUGUGUUGCCGUCUCCCUUUUAAAUUUCGUGUUUUUUCGGUUAUACAUUGAGGUGAGUUGUGUAGUUGCUUGAUGAACAGCUUUCUUAAUGUUGUAACUUUUUAUAUCUAUGACUAUCAUUUUAUAAUCUUGUGUUUUCUU